Molecule: messenger RNA, 1194 nt
Organism: Gossypium raimondii (Peruvian cotton)
Lineage: Eukaryota; Viridiplantae; Streptophyta; Magnoliopsida; Malvales; Malvaceae
Product: probable 2-oxoglutarate-dependent dioxygenase AOP1
Exons: 3
Coding region: 72-1040 (322 amino acids)
Molecular function (GO): dioxygenase activity
Source: RefSeq, a predicted model, not a curated record
AACCAAGUUAGAUUACAAGCUGAUUUAGUGUAAGAAAACAUUUCCUUAGAGCAUAAAAGAAAGUUAAGAACAUGGCUGUUGAUGCUGAAAUUGAGCUCCCAACCAUUGAGUUCCGUUCAUCGGAUUUGAAGCGAGGAACCGAAGGGUGGAACCGUUUGUGCAAGAGGGUUCGAGAGGCUUGUGAGACUUUCGGUUGUUUCGAUGUGGUGUACAAAAAGAUAUCAACAAAAAUUCGAGAGGAUGCAUUUGAAUUGUUGAAAGAACUAGUUGAGGUCCCAGUGGAGAGGAAACAGAAGAACACUAGUCCCUUGCCUUACCAUGGUUGGGUUGGACCAUGCGAGCAGGUUUCUGUGUUGUAUGAAGGCUUCGGAGUCGGAGAUGCCUCCAACUAUGACUCUGUUAAAAGCUUUGCUCAACUUAUGUGGCCUAAUGGUCACCCACGCUUUACUGAGACCAUACAUACCCUAACAACGCAAAUCGAGGAGCUGAACAAGUUAAUUUGGUUAAUGCUAACUGAUAGUUACGGAUUACGGGAGGAUUCACUGAAAAUGAACUACACAACGUUGGUGCGGAUGAUGAAAUACCUGGCCCCUCCACCAGGGGAAUAUGAGAGAGGACUCUUUGCUCAUACUGAUAAACCAGUUAGCACACUUAUUUGUGAGGACAAAAUUUCAGGGUUGGAAAUUGAGGUCAGUGAUGGCCAAUGGAUCAAGUUGACUAAUUUAUCUCCUUCUUCCUUUGUUUUUAUGGUUGGAGAUCCUCUCAAGGCAUGGAGUAAUGGGAGAUUGAAAUCAGUAAAUCACAGAGUGAUGAUGAGCGGAGACAAAGAUCGAUAUUCUAUAGCAGCCUUUGUCAUUCCAAAUGAGGGUACUAUAAUCAAGGCACCCAAAGAACUUAUAGAUGACCAACAUCCUCAGCUUUUCAAGGAAUUCGAUUUCAUGGACUUCUUCCUUUAUGCCUUUUCUGACCCAGCAAAGCACAUCGACAACGGCCAACUGCUCUACUCCUAUGCUUCUCUUUCACCACCGGUUUCCCAUUAAAUGCAUACCGAUAUCGACAAGUAAAAGCCCAGUUUUAGUAUUAAAAUAAUAUUACAAAUAAUAAAUGGGGUCCUAUACUUGAGAUUUCCAUUUUUGUAAUGUAUUACCAUGUUAUAGGGUUUUUUUCUCAUUAAAGAAAGUUUUAUUAAUAAAA